AUGAGUUUGUUUGUUGCUGGACUGUCUCGAUUGUCGAGUAAACAAGGUAGGGUUGCAAUGCUUAUUGGGGACAUGGACAUAUCAAGGUUGAUGGUCUAUGUGCAGCAAGUUAAGGAAGAAAAGCUAAGGGACAGAGAAAAGAAAAGGGGACCUGUUCCAUCAUCUGCUAGUGCACCUGCACCCAGAUAUAAAAGAGAGUUCACUGGACAGAAUUCGCAGAACUUCAGAGUUGGACCUGCACAGUCUCAGAAUAGUGUGGCACAAGGACGUAACCAGGUUCUUGCAUGUGCUAGGUGUGGUAGAGUUCAUCCAGGGAAGUGUCGUCAAGGCCAAACGGGUUGCUUUAAGUGUGGACAAGAGGAUCACUUCAUGAAGGAGUGCCCAAAGAAUAAGCAAGUUGGCCUGCAUCUUAUGACGAUGGAGACACAGGUAUCCAGGGUCAGCAUUCAGUACACCGUUAAUCCAGCUGAGCACUCCAGAGAAUACCAUAAGAGCAAUGAAGCUUAUCACAAGGAAGUAGCUGAUGGAAACUCUGAAGAAGAGGAAUAUUACAAGUCACUGUCAAGGUUGAUGAGGAAGACGGGGAUGAUGAUUCAAGAAGCUUUUAAUGAAUGA
Molecule: messenger RNA, 615 nt
Organism: Solanum verrucosum
Lineage: Eukaryota; Viridiplantae; Streptophyta; Magnoliopsida; Solanales; Solanaceae
Exons: 4
Coding region: 1-615 (204 amino acids)
Molecular function (GO): nucleic acid binding; zinc ion binding
Source: RefSeq, a predicted model, not a curated record